GUCCCAAGACCCCUCUCUGGAUGUGCGCCUGCGGGUGCGACUCCAACUGGGCCAGCUGGCUCAGGUGCCGAGACUGCGGGAGGCGCUUCCCGUCCAAGGUCGAGGAAGCCGCGAAGGAGGCCCACAAGGAUACCAACCAGGGCGGCCCGCAGCCGAGCAGCCACCAGCAGCCCCGUGGAGUGUGGGCCAGGCAAAAGUGGGCCCCCAGUGAGAUCGCGAAGCAGCAGCGCCAGGACAGUGAGCUCGCAGCCUUGCGCGAGCAGGUCGACGAGCUCGCCGGCGCCAAAACGAGGGACAAGCUCGACGCCCUCAGCGACCUCAAGGCCGAGCUCAAGAAGUUCGCAGGUGGGGAGCAAGCGAGCAUCACCGCGCUGCAGGGCCAGAAAAAGAAGCUCGAGGGCCAGCGCCAGAAGGCAGUCUACAAGGUCCAGGAGCUCGGAGACCAGAGGGCCAAGCCCGACAAGCAGAUCAGCGACGCCAAGGGGCACGCUGCUGGGCUCAAGGCCAAGCUGGAGUCCGCCGACACCGAGAUCGAGUCCCGCCACGCCACGAGGGUCCUCGGGGACGGACUCAUGGUCUUGGCCAAGGUGCUCGAGCUUUUCAAGGCCACGGCGGUCGACGACCAGGCCGUCCUACAGGGCCUGCACUCGCUGGUGUUUCUGCUGGCAGCAGUGGCGGGGAUGGCGCUGCGCGCGCAGAUGAUGCAGUCGCUGGAGGUGGCGAGUCAAAGCUCGCCAAGAAGCAGCGUGUUUGAUAGCCUCUGGGUCUUCACGAUCAACGCAAACACCGAGAAGGUCUACAGGUCCUUCCUCGACUGGCUGGAUGACGCCCAGGCUCUCCGCGGCGAGGGGGCAGCCGCCGACGUCACCUUCGUCGUUCAGGAGACAAGCAUUCGUGAAGGGGUGGGCAUCGGUGUUCGGCAGCAGUUUGCGGUCGCCACGCUAGCCACCAAGUGCCUCCAACCUCGCCGCGUGCCCAGUCGGAUGGUCAACCUCGGAGACAGGCUCGCCAUCGACCUCGCGUCCGUUUGCCUCCGCGGCGGCGAAGGCAUGAGCGAGGCCAACGGAGACAUCCCCUUGGACCUUGCAGCGCGGCUCAGGGUAGCCCAACGGCCUUGGGUCCUCGCGGGGGACUUCAACAUGGAACCACUCCAGGUGGCGGCGUGGGCUGCGUCGGCAACAGGCUGCGUGCUACGCGCUGGUGCUGCGACUUGCAGGGCGGGCGACCUCACCGAGCUCGGCUUCGCGGCCAUCGCAGACGAGCUCCAGCCUUUCGUCUUCAGCCACGGGCCUGUCCCAGAGGGCCCCGCGGCCGGGGAGUUCUCCGGCAGGGCCGAGGGCGUGCGUUCCGUCCGGGCGCCGCUGGCAGAUGCUACCCGCCGCCGCUGGGAACAGCUCAGCUCGCGCGCCACCCGUGCCUGGGGUGGCCUGGUCAGCCCGCCGCAGCGCGCCGACCUGCUGGCGGCUCGCGGGGGCGACAGCCACAGCCUACACAGCCUUCGCAGCCGCCUAGGCGCGAUCAGCGCUCCCGAUUACGACGACAGCGGGGCCAGCCGGCGCAGCGACGCAGCAGCGGCCUGCAAGCAGUGGCAGGCAUGGGCCAAGGGCUCAGCCACUAGCGGAGGGAAGCUUGCCCACCGCUUCUCCAAGCCUGAGCCGCUGCCGAAGACCAGCCUGGUCAGCAACGACGACGACGACGACCUCGCCCUCCCCGUCAACGGCGACGAGGCCGUGGAGCACUGCCUCAAGGAGUGGCUGCCCCUCUGGUGCGACUCGCGUCGCAGGGGAGGGCUCGAGGAGGCGGCCAGCUGGGGCGCCCCUGAGCCGUUGCCCAACCUCGAGGUCGACGACAUCCUGUUCUUGCUCCAGAGGUACGGUCGCUGGGCAGGCUUGGGAUGGGAUCAGCUACAUCCGCGACACCUGCUCCUCCUAGACGAUUCCUUCCUGCACGGGAUCAUCGACGUCAUGGCCAGCUGGGAGGACACCCCGUCGGCCUACCUUGACGGACUAUCGGUCAUCGUCGUCCGCGCCAAGCCAGGAGAGCUGAUCAAAUGGGAGAGGGCAGGUCUGGCCCACCAGACCGUCGCGGCCCUUGCGUACGAGAAGAUGCUCAGCACCGUCAUGGUUCUAGGCGACCUACGCAAGUUCUACAAUAAUAUCAGCCACAUGGAGCUCCUGAGCUCCUCACCGAGGCGCAGGCACUGCGCUCGCAGGAUGCCCCUGCGCGACAGGGAUCGCCAAGCUCCUGCUCUACAGGUCUUUCAAGAAGGUCGCGGCCCUCGACCCGAGCGCGAGUCUGGGCAGCGUCUCGAUGACUUCGCCCUGCAGACGGCCGGGGCCACGGGCAUGGUCAAGGCCGUCCUGGGCCCAGCCGCGCGCGCCCUCCUGGCCUGCUUCGACGAGAAGCGUGCCCGCGUCCACUUCGGCAAGCCGCGCUUCCUCACCCCCAGCGCCGACGCGGCCGAGAAGCUGGAGGCGGAGUGGCCGUCCACCGACGGCAGGGCUGACCGAGGCAGGCUGCGCUGCUUCUCCAGGGGCAUCGAAAGGGGCCCCGCUGUCGUGAACGCGGGGAAGGUCGCGCAGCAAUUCGGCAUGGCGCCCUGGGUCGGCUAUCCCACCGCGCACGCGCUAAGCAAGGCCAGAGAGCGCCGCGGGCAGUCCAAGCGGCCACGCGCCGCGCGCAGAGAUUCUGUUGCAGCAUUCUACCUCGCCAUCUGCAGGCAAGGUCGGACCAUGACCGACAAUAGGGCCGUUGCCACGGACCUCGGGCUUGAGUUCGACCUGGCCAGAGUUUCGCCGGCGUUCAGCAAGGAGCUGGCUGAUGAGUCAGCCAAGAGGUGGUCCGACAGAGACGCCACCCGCGAGCUGCAUCCGCACCAGGGCCCCCGCCUCUUCUGGGGCGUGCUGCAGAGGCUCGAGAAGGCCAAGGAGUCCAGCGGCUGGGGGCACCACCAGAGGGCUGCCCUCCACUCGGUCAUCUCGGGCACGGCCCUCACCCAGAGGCGGCUCUGCAAGCGAGGCAUGGCCUCCGACUGGGUCUGCCCGCGAUGCAGAGCGGCCCCGGGCACAUCGCGGCAUCGAGCAUGCGGUUGUGACGGCCAGGCGGAGUUCCGACGCGCUGAGGCAUCUCCCGAGCAUCUACGGCACGCCAAGGUGGCGCGUGAUGCUGGAGGCAUCUGCGGGGAGAUGUUCAGCAGGUGCCUGUUCCCGUCCCUCGACCGCAUCAUCCCGAGGUGCGACCCAGAGGGCGAGUCCGUACACCGGCAAAGGCGACCUGCCUCAGGACCCUUCACGGGCCUCAUCUUCACCGACGGCAGCGCGGUGGGCACCAGAUGGCCCGAGCUUCAGCGCGCAGGUUGGUCGCUCGUGCAGAGCGACAGCCAAGGGCGCCUGGAGGCCGCUGCUUGGGGGCGGGCCCCGCUCUCCAUGGCCCAGCGGCAGGAGGCGCGGGAUGGAGGGGGCUACGCGUGCCACAUGGCGGCCUUCCUGCGGGCAGGCCACGUCGACUUCCAGACCGAUCGUGCCGCCUCAGUGGCCUCCCCCCAGAGAGGCGCGGCAUGGGCCUGCCGCUCAGGUUCGUCGAGGGCCCACCUGUGGGGCGCGUUUUACACCGCCUUCGACGACAGCCGCAGCUACACGGUCGCUAAGGUGCUGGCCCACGCGUCUGCAGCGGACGCAGUAGCAGACCGCGCUACCUGGCGGCAAAGGGCGGGCAACAGUCUCGCCGACGAGGGCGUGAAGGAGGGAGCCAAGCUGGCGCUGUCCGAGGACCAGCCCCCCCUCGCCUACGGCCUCGACAUGCUGGCCAAGCAGGCCAUGCUCAACGCGGGGAGACUCCGCGCGCGCGUGGCCGACCGCAAGCUGCUCGACCACGGCAGCGACGUCGCCCUGGAGUUCCCGGAGGCCGAGGAGGCCUCCGAGGAGCCAGAGGCCAGCGGCGGCCAUGGCGCUGGCGUCACCUCGGCCGUAGCAGGAGCUGCCGCCGUCGCUCUUGCUGCGGCCAG
Messenger RNA from Prorocentrum cordatum, 4003 nucleotides. The record is from the annotation of a GenBank genome assembly. NCBI's taxonomy places the organism in Eukaryota, Dinophyceae, Prorocentrales, Prorocentraceae.